Phascolarctos cinereus (koala) is the source of this 4167-nucleotide messenger RNA. It is a transcript of the gene BMP6, whose product is annotated as bone morphogenetic protein 6. Gene Ontology annotation, molecular function: growth factor activity; cytokine activity. The record is from RefSeq and is a predicted model, not a curated record. NCBI's taxonomy places the organism in Eukaryota, Metazoa, Chordata, Mammalia, Diprotodontia, Phascolarctidae. Gene Ontology annotation, cellular component: extracellular region. Gene Ontology annotation, biological process: BMP signaling pathway.
CUGAGAGUCAAUGCUGCGCGUAGUGGGGGAACGAAGAGGCGAGGAGAGAGACGCACGAGCAGACUGGGAAAUAUCGAUGACUUUUCUUCCCACGACACAAGCCUCUGCUCCCUUCUCUCUUACCCCUGUUAUGUGAGGGGAUUUCAGCUCAGGUCCUUGAGAACAGCACGGAAAACAAGAACCUUGCGGGCUUCACUCGGGGACUUCAUCAACUGAGUGCAGAGAUUUCUUAGAGGGGAGCGACGGUGGUGGAAAGGGAAUUUGCGAAAGGAAAAAAAGAAGUUUGCUCUUCUGGAGAAAGUUGGCUCCCCUCUCCCAGUCUUUUUUUUUUUAAACAAGUCUCGAAGCUCAACCCAGAGUGCGCUGCAGUACCUCUGUUGCUGCCCCUUUUGAUGUGGGGGCUCGCGUCCGGGAUGCGGGGCGCUUCCCCGCUGUAGUGAGCAGCUUCUCGCCUCCAGACCGAUCCCUUCGUCAAUCCCGCCCCACAGAGAGAGACUGACAGACGUCUAGGCAGAAAGGCAGACUCACCAGCGCGCACCCUGGAAGGCCAAACGGGGCAAACGCACGUGGAUGUGUUUGUGUGUGUGUUCUGGGCUGGCAAGGGGGGCGAAGGUGACACCACAGUGGCCUGCAGAGGUCCGGAUGAAGCCGGGCUCGGGUGCAACAUUGGACUAGAAGCGGCAUACCUGGAACUUGCAACAAUCUCUUCGUACUUCCGCAGAAGUGGUUUUUGGAUCUUCCCCCUCGACCCUCACUCAUUCUGCCCCUUCGUUUCUCCCCCACCCUCCAACCUGGGCAACUGGGGGAGCCUAGGAGGACCAUGCGAGAUAAAGACUGAGGUCCAGGAAGGGGAAGAGAGCCGGUAGCAGAGGGGAGGGUGGAGGGGGGAUAAUCACAGAAAGUGUCACGAGCGGCUCCCCCCUCCUCCUCCUCCACUUCUUCUUCUUCCUCCUCCUCCUCCUUCUUCUCGUUCUCCUCGUCCUCCUCGGUUCCAUUUCCCAAGUGGGAGUCCAACGGGGGGCCAGCGGGAGCAGCACGGCAAGGGGGGCCCCGGGCGGGCAGGCGGGGGAUGCCGCUGCUGGGGAGGAGAGUGCAGUGGCUAUGCUGGUGGUGGGGGCUCCUGUGCGGCUGCUGCUGCCCCCCACCAGUGCUGCCCCUCCUGCCCGCCGCGGCCGCAGCCGCCACUGGAGGGGCGCUGCUUGGGAACAGCAGCGGGAAGAGCAAUAGCCCCGGGGAGCAGCAACAGCCGCUGCAGCAGCCGACACCGCAGCCGCCCUCCUCUUCCUCUUCUUCCCCCUCCUCUGGUUUCCUCUACCGGAGGCUCAAGACACAUGAGAAACGGGAGAUGCAGAAGGAGAUUUUGUCUGUGCUGGGGCUGCCCCACCGGCCCCGGCCUCUCCACGGAUUACAGCAGCAGCAGCCGCCGCCACCUCUGCAGCCCGAGCAUCGCGGGGCGCUGCCGUCCUCUCCGCCCCCGCCCCCGCCAGGGAGACUAAAGUCGGCUCCCCUCUUCAUGCUGGAUCUGUACAAUGCCCUGUCCGCAGACGAGGGCGAAGAGAGGGGAGAGGAGGAGGAGAAGCAACAGCCCCCGCCCCAAGGAGGGGGCGACCGAAGGGGUUGGUCCCAGCAGCGGCUGCCGGCCAGCCGGCCCCUGGCUCCGAGCGCGGCGGCGCAUGCCCUGCAUCGCAAAAGUCUCCUCGCCCCGGGUCCUGGCGGCAGCGGUGGAGCGUCCCCGCUAGCCAGCGCUCAAGACAGCGCCUUUCUCAACGAUGCUGACAUGGUCAUGAGCUUUGUGAACCUGGUGGAGUAUGACAAGGAGUUCUCCCCUCGCCAACGCCAUCACAAGGAAUUCAAGUUCAACUUAUCCCAGAUUCCUGAGGGAGAGGCUGUGACGGCUGCUGAGUUUCGAAUCUACAAGGAUUGUGUCAUGGGGACCUUUAAAAACCAAACUUUUCUUAUCAGCAUUUAUCAAGUCUUACAGGAGCACCAACACAGAGAUUCUGACCUGUUUUUGCUGGAUACCAGAGUAGUAUGGGCCUCAGAAGAAGGAUGGUUAGAAUUUGACAUCACUGCUACCAGUAAUCUGUGGGUGAUGACUCCACAGCAUAACAUGGGACUCCAGCUGAGUGUGGUGACCAGAGAUGGCCUCAAUGUCAACCCAAGAGCUGCUGGUCUGGUGGGCAGAGAUGGCCCUUAUGACAAACAACCCUUUAUGGUAGCAUUCUUCAAAGUGAGUGAGGUUCACGUCCGCACCACAAGAUCAGCAACUAAUCGACGCAGGCAACAGAGUAGAAAUCGUUCCACUCAGUCGCAGGAUGUCUCCAGGGUUUCCAGUGCCACCGAUUAUAAUAGCAGUGACUUAAAAACAGCCUGCAGAAAGCAUGAACUUUAUGUGAGCUUCCAAGACCUGGGAUGGCAGGAUUGGAUAAUUGCACCAAAAGGAUAUGCAGCCAAUUACUGUGAUGGAGAAUGUUCCUUUCCUCUCAAUGCACACAUGAAUGCAACAAACCAUGCAAUUGUACAGACUCUAGUUCACUUGAUGAAUCCUGAUUACGUUCCUAAACCAUGUUGUGCACCUACCAAGCUAAAUGCUAUUUCAGUGCUUUACUUUGAUGACAACUCCAAUGUCAUCUUGAAAAAAUACAGAAAUAUGGUGGUGAGAGCUUGUGGAUGUCAUUGACCUGAAAGCCAAAAUCUCACCUGGUAAAAACCCUAUGAAAUUCCGUCCUGGAUUCCUAGGUGACAUCUGCUGUGAGAAAAGCUACAGAGGCAUGGCUGAAUUUGAGUAAAUUGUCAAACAAUUCCAUGUUGGUGCCUUAUGCAAAAAAAAAAAAAAAAGAAGAAUUAAAGGACUUUUUAAUUGAUAAAUUGCUCACUGGAUAAAUAAUGUGAGUAGGCGCUGGUUGGAGGAAGCUUAGUAUGGGGGUAACAAGAUGAUAGGAGGAUUUGUUAACUACAGAAAUAUGUUUGAAGUAUUUUCCCAAAGAAAAGUCUGCCAAAAUUAGUUUGUUUUAGCUUGGAUCAAGCUAUUCAAGAGUGAAGAGUGAAACUUAGGGGAAAUAAAGCUAUUAUUGGUUGUGUAAUGUCAAUGUGAAUAUCAGUCUGUCGAAGGUAAAUGUUACAAGUAAAUAAGCUUGGGGACAAAUUUUACAGGCAAAUCAUUGGUCUUAGGGUUCAUUUAUGACAAAAAAAAUUAGACUAAUACCCCUAGGCAUAUCCUAGGGCUUCAGGAAGUGCCUUGUUUUAAAGAAUAAUUGCUAUACAUGUGUGUUGAAGCUUUGCUGGUAUGAGAAUACACUUAUUUCAGUCAAAGUAAACUUUUUUUUCCAUGCCUCAAUCCUCCUACUAGAUCUCUUUUCCCUUAGGUCUGAGCAUACACUGAAUUUAUAUAUGUUAAGUACUAAGCACUUGGCCCAUCUUCCUUUGAGGUGAGUCUGGACUGGGGGGGAUGUACUUUUAACAGUUGUCUUCUUGACAGACUGUAUAACUUGUAAAAACAGUGUUAUACCCCACCUUUUAGGAGCUCCUGUUUGAAAAUUACAGCAAAUGACAGAAAACUGAAUCUAGCAAUCCACCUAUGUCAGCAAAGUAGGUUUGCUGUUUUUUUUCCCCUCCUCUUAUUAUGGCAUACAUUAUCCCAGAAUAAAAAAAAAUGUAAAAGGUGAAAUUGAAAGUCUGUAGAGAAGUGAACAGAAGGUACCCUCAUACUUCAUAAAGUGGGUUGGGUGAUUACACUGUUUAAGAAAAGGAACCACAGUCUCAGGUAGAGGUGGUCAAGCUCAGAUUAAAUCUUAGAUUAUUUUUUAAACAUCUGUUUUUGGGCAACCAUGUAAUAAGAAAUCUAUUUCAUGCUAAACUGGUUAAACAAUACAUUUAUGAUCUAUAACUAUUUGCACUUACAGUUUUUUGUAAAUAUAAACUAUAAUUUAUUGCCAUUAUUUUAUAUCCAUUUUUGCUGUAUCAUUUAAAGAAAGACUAGACUUUAAAAAAAAAGAGUUUAUUUAGAAAGUUUCAUUGUAAACAAAUUGUACCACUUUGAUUUUUAAUACAAGAUACUCAUGAUGCAAAGCUCCAGCCAUUCAUGAGGAUUGUGCUUCUCUAGACAGUUUUUAAAAACCAUUUGUGAACCAACCAUGUGUGUUUAAUAAAGAUUUCCUUAGGCAGAGA